AUGGUCAAGAACAUCUUUGCUAGGCCGCAGGAUAACUCGGCGAAUCCUGCGCCUCCAGAAGUCUACAACUGGAGGAUCUAUGCUCUCGCCGCUUCCGCGGCCAUGGGUUCUUCCAUGUUUGGCUAUGAUUCAGCCUUCAUUGGAGGUACCAUGUCCCUCCCUUCGUUCCAGGAGCGCUUCCAGUUGGCUUCUGAGACUGGCACAGCUCUGGCGUCAUUGAAGGCAAACAUUGUCAGCACGUUCCAAGGUGGCUGCUUCUUUGGAGUCUUGUUGUGUUAUUACAUGACUGAGAAGCUCGGACGUCGCUGGGUUUUGAUCUUGUGCGGUAUCAUCUUUAACCUUGGUGCUAUCAUUCAGCUUGUCUCUAACGGUAGUCUGUCCUACAUUUAUGCUGGUCGUGUACUUACUGGUCUUGCUGUUGGCGCCUCUUCCAUGAUCAUCCCCGUCUACAUCUCCGAAUCCGGUCCACCUGCUAUCCGAGGACGUCUCAUCGGCAUAUUCGAAAUCCUUCUGCAGUUCUCCCAGAUCGUCGGCUUCUGGGUCAACUAUGGUGUGAAUAUUCAUAUCUCCCCGACAAAUGACGCGCAAUGGCACAUCCCAUUCGCGCUACAGCUUGUUCCUGGAUCUCUACUCGUACUCUGCAUGUUCUUCCAACCCGAGUCCCCUCGUUGGCUGCUUAACGCUGGUCGAAUCGACCAGGCUCGCAAGGUCCUCCAGCGUCUUCGACAACUGCCCGCCGAUCACGAAUAUCUGAACUGGGAGAUUGAUGCGGUUCUUAAUCAGAUUGAGGAGGAGAAAGCCAUGGGUGCUGACAGAGGGUUCCUUGCUAAAUUGAAGGAAGUUGUUGGGCCUACCAAUCGAUCCCGCCUCCUUCUGGGCAUCGCUCUCAUGUUCAUCCAGAACAUGUCAGGUAUCAAUGCCCUUAACUACUACUCGCCCUCAAUCUUCAAGUCGAUUGGUUUCACUGGAACCAGCGUGGGACUUCUUGCAACUGGUAUCUUUGGAAUCGUGAAGGCAAGCGCUACGGGCCUCUACAUGAUCUGGGGUGUUGAUGCACUUGGUCGUCGCCAAUCACUCAUGAUCGGCUCAGCUGGCGCAGCCAUUGCACUGUUCUACCUUGGCAUCUAUGCCAACCUAUCGGGCUCUUUUGACGCUGGAGCGGUUGCUACAGAGAAGACCGCUGGAGCUUAUGUGGCUAUCGUCAUGGUCUAUAUCUUUGCUAUCUUCUAUGCAAUCUCUUGGAACGGAAUUCCUUGGAUCUUCUGCGCUGAGGUUUUCCCGAUGGCCAUUCGCUCCAUUUGCCUGGUCUUUACCACUUGCGCUCAAUGGCUUGGACAGUUCAUCAUCGUGUACUCAACGCCAUACAUGAUGACCGACAUUACAUGGGGAACAUUUAUCCUUUUCGCAUGUUCUGUUGUCUUUGGUCUUUGCUUCGCCUUCUUCCUCAUUCCCGAGACCAAGGGUAUCUCGCUUGAGGACAUGGAUCUGCUGUUCAGUCGCAAUGGUAUGCCCCGUACAUGGCGCCGGCAGACGAAUGAUAUUAUUGCUCAGCGACGGGCUGGUGAGGAGGGUUAUAGCAAGGACGCCAAACAAGCUAACAGUGUCAUCGCUGAGCACCAGGAGAAGGCUUGA
Fusarium coffeatum is the source of this 1632-nucleotide messenger RNA. RefSeq lists its product as uncharacterized. Gene Ontology annotation, cellular component: membrane. NCBI's taxonomy places the organism in Eukaryota, Fungi, Ascomycota, Sordariomycetes, Hypocreales, Nectriaceae. The coding region runs from base 1 to 1632 and encodes 543 amino acids. Gene Ontology annotation, molecular function: carbohydrate:proton symporter activity. The record is from RefSeq and is a predicted model, not a curated record. The transcript is spliced from 3 exons. Gene Ontology annotation, biological process: carbohydrate transport; transmembrane transport.